Molecule: messenger RNA, 1530 nt
Organism: Knipowitschia caucasica
Lineage: Eukaryota; Metazoa; Chordata; Actinopteri; Gobiiformes; Gobiidae
Source: the annotation of a GenBank genome assembly
AUGUCAACUCGAACCACAAACUUCUGUCCCGCCAUCACUCGGGUCAUUCAAAAGUCGAGGGUUAACAAGUGUGGCUGUACUGGUGGGUAUGUGCAGAGGAGAGGUUUAGUGUUGUCUGGGAGAGCUCUGAAGGACACUGGGCGGUUCACGGAGGAGGAUGAGGAGGAGGAGGAUGAAGAUGAGUUCCUCCCGGACGCGGAGGUGGAGGAGCUGUUCCAGGCGCACGGACCUCUGGGGGUCGGCCACAGUCACCACCGGGUCUUCAUAGUUCAGCCUGAUGUGAAGUGGGGGAGCAGGAAGCAGCAUCUGACCACGGCUGACCUGAUGGUGGCCGAGGCAGAGGGACUCAUAAACACUUUGGAAAACUGGCGAGUGGUGGAUAAGAUCAUCCUGUCGACCAAAACCCCAGAGAAGAAGAGGAUCUUUGGAAAAGGAAACUUCCAAGUCCUCUCUGAGAGAAUCAGACAAACUUCUGGAAUCACAGCUGUCUUUGUCAACGUCGAGCGUCUGUCUCCUGUUUCUGAGAGGGAGCUGCAGGAGGCCUGGGGACUCAAAGUCUUCGACAGAUACUCUGUUGUCCUCCAUAUCUUCCGAUGCAACGCUAAAACCAAAGAGGCCAAACUGCAGAUCUCUCUGGCAGAAAUCCCUCUGUUAAAGUCUCGACUGAAAAAUGAAAUGGUAAACUUGGAUCAGCAGGGAGGAGGAGCGAGGUACAUUGGGGGUUCAGGUGAGACUCUGUACGAGGUGCAGCAGCGGCUGUUGAAGGAGCGCGAGCUGAAGAUCCGCUCGGCUCUGGACAAACUGCGCAGGAAGAGGCACCUGCUGCGCUCCCAGAGGAAACACAAGGAGUUCCCUGUCGUGUCCGUGUUAGGAUACACAAACUGUGGAAAGACCACCCUGAUCAAAGCUCUGACCGGUGACUGUGGCCUGCAGCCGAGGAACCAACUGUUUGCAACUCUGGACGUGACGGUACACGCCGGGACGCUGCCGAGCCGCAUGAGCGUGCUGUACGUGGACACUAUCGGGUUCCUGUCGCAGCUGCCUCACCUGCUCAUUGACUCCUUCUCCGCCACUCUAGAGGACAUCAAGCACUCGGAUCUCCUUAUUCACGUUCGAGACAUCAGCCACCCAGAGACUGUGAACCAGAAAGCUAAUGUUCUGAAUGUGUUAAAGAACCUUCAAAUACCAGAUGCACUGAUGAGGUCCAUGGUGGAAGUCCACAAUAAAAUCGACCUCAUUGAAAACUACGAGGCGCCAGAACCCAGCGUUUUACCUGUAUCGGCCUUAGAAGAGCGAGGACUGACUGAGCUGAAGACGGUGGUGGAGGAGAAGAUUCUGAACGCGACUGGGAAACACAUCCUGAGUCUGAGAGUGGACCUCAGCACGGCUCAGCUCAGCUGGUUGUACAGAGAGGCAACGGUUCAGGACGUGGAGGUGAUCGCAGACGAAGGCUCGGCUCUGGUUCAGGUCAUCAUCUCUACUGCAGUUUACGGACGCUACAAGAAACUGUUCAGACAGAACAGAGAGUGA